AUGGAAAAAUCAGAGGAAGCAGGACAGAAGCCUCCAAGUUACACUGAAGCUACAGCUGCAGGACCACCUCAAUAUCCAGAGCAACCCUUACCAGGACAACAAUAUGGACCCCCACCUACAGUACAGUAUGGUUACCCUGGACAAUAUACAUACACACAGCCUGGACAACCAGCUUACAACUACCCUAAUGUUGUGGUAACUCAUCAAGGAUAUGUACCUCCAAACACAGCAGCUGGCCCGCCACCCCCUGAUCAUAUGUGUGCUGCUGUCUUUGUCACAUUAUGUUGUUUCUGGCCAACUGGUAUCAUUGCUAUUCUCAAAGCUAGUGAGGCUAAAUCAUCUUAUGCUCGAGGAGAUAUUGGAGGAGCUAAUUUGAAUGCCAAGUCAGCUAAACAGAUGAUCAACAUUAGCAUCAUUGUUGGUGUCAUUUCCUUUGUAUUGGUUGCAGUCAUACUGGGACUGUAUAUUGGUCUGAUCUUGAAUAACUUAGAUUUCUCUUAA
Messenger RNA from Lottia gigantea (owl limpet), 501 nucleotides. RefSeq lists its product as hypothetical. Gene Ontology annotation, cellular component: membrane. The record is from RefSeq and is a predicted model, not a curated record. The transcript has 4 exons. The coding region runs from base 1 to 501 and encodes 166 amino acids. NCBI's taxonomy places the organism in Eukaryota, Metazoa, Mollusca, Gastropoda, Lottiidae.